Esox lucius (northern pike) is the source of this 3140-nucleotide messenger RNA. RefSeq names its product choline transporter-like protein 1. Lineage: Eukaryota; Metazoa; Chordata; Actinopteri; Esociformes; Esocidae. Gene Ontology annotation, cellular component: membrane. Gene Ontology annotation, biological process: transmembrane transport. The transcript is spliced from 16 exons. The coding region runs from base 352 to 2319 and encodes 655 amino acids. Gene Ontology annotation, molecular function: transmembrane transporter activity. The record is from RefSeq and is a predicted model, not a curated record.
AAAAAGUAAAAACUAAAAUAAUGAUAGUUUAACAGUUUUUGUGGUUAAAACGUGUCGGAGAGACAGAUGGAAUAUCAAAACAGACUUUGCAGUCAUACUUCCGCCUCAGCCAAACGGGACGCUUGAUCUCUUCCUGCUUUACCUGUUUUUCGGAAAACUGGAAAAUUCAUACAAAUCCUCGGAGUAUUUUAUGGACUUAUGGAUGCAGUUAUAAGUUUGCCAAACAACUAGCUAGCUAAUCUUUUUUUUGUUUUGUUGCAAGCGCACUUAAAAUACUCAAAGUAAGGCUGGGUCUUUAAACAUCAAGGAUUUGGUGUUUUCUAAGUUUUAGUUACUAAUCGACUGUCAACAAUGGGAUGCGGUGGCAGUACAGAGCAAAAACAGCGUGAGUGGAAACCAUUGGAGGAACGAAGCUGCACGGAUAUUCCAUGGCUCAUAAUAUUCACAUUGUUCUGUUUCGGAAUGGCCUUUAUCGCCUGUUUCUCUGUCGCCACGGGAGCUGGCUCCAGGCUGAUUUCUGGCUACGAUAGCUACGGUAAUACUUGCGGAAAGAAUAACAACAAGAUCGAGGGGGUCGAACUCAGUGGACGGGACCAGACUAAAAACAAGUAUGUCUUCUUCCUGGACCCCUGCAACAUUGACAUUUUGAACAGGAAGAUCAGGUCCAUGGCCCUGUGUGUGUCCCAAUGUCCAGACAUUGAGCUCAAGACUUACGACGACGUCAGAAGGUUUGCUCUGCAAAACGGGUCUGCACUCUGCUCCUAUGACAUUCCUCUGUCCAAGUAUAAGAGUCACCCUGAGCUGACCACAAAGUGCCCCAAACUCCCUGUGCCAGCCAGUAAGUCCCUCCCCAUCUUCAACCGCUGUACCCCGACGGACAUCUCGUGCUUCACCCACUUUUCCACCGCCGCCUUUGUCGCCGACAACAGCACGCUGCAGAGCGUGGUCGCCGGUGUGAUGGCCAGCAAGGAGAUCAUCAUGGGCCUGUGUGUCCUGGCCUUGGUCCUCUCCAUGAUUCUGAUGGUAGCGAUCCGCUACAUUUCCGUCGUUCUGGUGUGGAUCAUCACCGUCCUCGUGGUCCUGGUCUCUAUAGGUGGGACGGGGGUUCUCUGGUGGCUCUACGCGGACCACAGGAUGAACCUGAGCGACCUGACCAGUACCUUAACACCCCAACAGCAAGUGGCGACCGGAAACGUCCAGGCUCUGCUGGUGUAUGCCAUCGGGGCGACCAUCUUCACGGUGGUCCUGCUGUUGCUGAUGUUCUUCAUGCGGAAGCGGGUGGCGCUGACCAUCGCGCUGUUCCACGUGGCGGGCAAGGUCUUCAUCCACCUUCCCCUGCUCACCCUCCAGCCUUUCUGGACCUUCCUCUCCCUCAUGCUCUUCUGGGUGUCCUGGCUCGCCGUCUUCCUCUUCCUCGGAACCGCAGGCAGCCCGGUGCAGAACGAGGUGACGGGUCUGGUGGAGUAUCGUAUAUCCGGUCCUCUCCAGUACAUGGUGUGGUACCAUGCCGUGGGGCUCAUAUGGAUCAGCCAGUUCAUCCUAGCCUGCCAGCAGAUGACCAUAUCCGGAGCUGUGGUCACCUACUACUUCACCAGGAAUAAAUCCCAGCUGCCCCUGACUCCCAUCAUUUCGUCCAUGGUGCGACUGGCCCGCUACCACCUGGGCACCGUGGCCAAGGGCUCCUUCAUCAUCACCCUGGUGGAGAUCCCUCGCCUCGUCCUCACCUACAUCCACAACCAGCUCAAGGGAAAAGAAAACGCCUGCGCUCGCUGUAUGCUAAAAGCCUGCAUCUGCUGUUUGUGGUGCUUGCAGAAGUGUCUAACAUACCUGAAUCAAAACGCGUACACAGCGACCGCAAUCAACAGCACCAGUUUCUGUACGUCGGCGCGCGACGCCUUCGCCAUCCUGGUAGAGAAUGCCCUCAGAGUGGCCACCAUCAACACUGUGGGGGACUUUGUCCUCUUCCUGGGAAAGGUGCUUGUCGUCUCUUUCACGGCAUUUGUCGGCGUGCUGUCUCUCAACUACCAGCGGGACUACACGGUGUGGGUGUUGCCCCUGCUGAUCGUCUGCCUGUUCGCCUGGCUGGUGGCUCACUGCUUCCUGUCUGUCUUCGAGGUCGUAGUGGACGUGCUCUUCCUCUGCUUCGCCGUGGACACAAAGCACAACGACGGCAGCCCGGGCCGAGAGUUCUACAUGGACAAGGCCCUCAUGGAGUUUGUAGAGGACAGCAGGAAAACGGCAGGUCAGAAACGGCCUGAGGGCGUUGGAGAUGAGCGGGAGAUGAAGCCCAUGACUCGCGGAGGAGGGACCUUGGCAUGACCCAACUAAGCCAGAAGAUGGAUGCCAAAAGGGAUUUCAGAUGUUUCUAUUGAAUUCAUGUGAAAAGGUUUACCGUGAUACCACUCCAGUCCCAGGGACUACAAUAUUUUUGAUUACCUGUUUUAUUAAUUUAAUUCAAACUUUACGUGAAAGUUUUGUUUUUUUCUUAAGCCCAAUGUCUUUUUGUAAGAGUUUUUACGGUAUGUUCCGAAAUAACAUUUGUCAAUAAUAUUGGUAGUAUAGUUUGGUGCUAUUGUAGAGGAUAUGAAAGGCUCUUGCGAGUGAAAUAUUCUGAGGGAUUAUUUAAAUGUGUCACUGUAUCUACCAAUACUGAUUAGCGUAACAGGCAUUUUGUUUCAUCGAUGUUUUUAAAUGUAACUUUAUUUUUGUUCCACAUUCGUGCACGGUGUUCUCCCUCAUCUGUUAACAGGAUCAUGUUACUGCUGCGCAUGAAAUUAGUGCCAUUAACUCUAAUACAGCUGUUUUUAUAUUAGCUUAAUUUAUUAAAAUCCAUGUCCUACAACUCAUGAGUUUUUUUUUAAGCACAUGCAUUAUCAUAACUGACAAUCCUUAAAUUCAAUGGCAAUAUUGAUUUCAUUGCUUUAUUAAGUUUGUAAUACUGCAUCAAUAGAUAAAGGGAGUGCCUGUGACAAUUGUAUUACCUGUAAUCUUUUUGAUAACUAGCUAAAAAAACUAAAGGAAGUUCCACUUUUGUUGGCAUGAGUGUCAGUUCUACAUGGGACAAUCUGCCACAUGAAUACCCAAUAAUAAAACACAAUGUAAAUAUUCAAGAAUAAAACACUAUAUUUAGGGAAAUUCAA